GGCUGCUGUUAACUCCUCCCUUUUAUUCAUAUUCACACUGCCUGUUCUGAAUCUGCUACACAGUGAGCUGAGGGUGACAGGGAACCACCCCUGGCUACAUUCCAUGGAUUGAAUAUUACCCUGUAGCUUGCAAUGGCUCCUGGGAGAGUGAAACCGAUGUCCUCCGUAACCAGCCGCCACAAAGACCCUGACAAGCAUUCUACGCACAUUUUAACUUUUCUGGUUUUCACAUGCGUAUCUGCAGUAUAUUUUAAAACGUUACAUCCAUCUGUGCCUGGCGGGGACUCAGGGGAACUGAUCACAGCCGCAUAUGAGCUUGGAGUUGCCCAUCCUCCCGGUUACCCUCUGUUCACUGUACUGGCUAAAUUGGCAAUGAUGCUUUUGCCUUUUGGUUCCGUUGCUUAUCGCGUAAACUUCCUGUGUGGUCUGUUUGGAGCCAUUGCAUCAUCUCUCCUGUUUUAUGCAACAUUCAGGCUUUCUGGCUCAUAUUCGUCAGGAAUCCUUGCUUCAGGGAUAUUUUCAUUUUCCCGUCUUACAUGGCAAUGGUCCAUUGCAGCUGAGGUUUUCAGUCUAAACAAUCUGUUUGUGGCGUUGCUGAUGGCUCUAACUGUAGAGUUUGAGAAGGCGACGAGUGCAAGGGAGAGAUCAAAGAUUUCUCACAUCGGAGCGUUCUUCUGUGGACUUAGUCUGUGCAAUCAGCACACAAUUGUGCUUUAUGUUAUUUGCAUUAUAUUUUGGGUUCUGUUCCACCAGUUCAAGCAAAAGGAAUUGACCUUGAAAUAUAUGUUGACGUUGGGAGCAUUCUUUGUCGCUGGGCUUUUACCAUAUUUUUACCUAAUUGCCUCAUCAAUAUGCAGUCGAGCACGAUGGACCUGGGGAGACCAGACCACCAUUCAAGGGUUUCUUACUCAUUUACUUCGAGAAGAGUAUGGAACGUUCAGUCUGGCUAAAUCAGAGACCGGACUAAGUGUGGUAGACAUGUUAAUAUUUCAGAUAAAUCACAUGACCACCGACAUUUCCCCGAUAGCACAAGGCUUAGCCCUGUUGGGAUUGUUGCUGUGCUUUGUGAUGCAAGAUUCCAGUAUUCCAGUGGUUUGCUUAUUCACCAAAAUGUUUCUUUGCUAUUCGAUAUUCUUCAGUUGGAGAGCUAAUCUGGAUAUCACCAAACCACUCUUCCUGGGUGUGGUGGAGAGGUUUUGGAUGCAGAGCAAUAUUGUGAUUUGCGUUCUGUCAGGCCUCGGUCUCGCUUUACUGACCAGUAGUCUGAAAACGAAAACUGUUAGCUUUCAGCUUGUCCAUUAUAUUGAAUGGAUUUUUACUGUUUUGGUUAUCGCUAAGCAAGUUACCACUAAUUACAGUAUAUGUGAUCAAAGCAGCAAUUACGUGGUUGAUAAAUUUGCAAGGAAUAUUCUAUUUUCAAUGCCAAAUAACACAGUCAUUAUGCUGAGAGGUGAUUUGCCAGGCAACUCAUUGCGUUAUCUUCAUUACUGCGAAGGGCUACGGCCUGACAUUGCCCUCGUGGACCAAGAGAUGAUGACAUAUGAUUGGUAUUUACCAAAAAUUUCUCCGCAUAUACCGAAUGUCCAUUUCCCUGGGGACAGGUGGAAUCCGAUAGAGACCAAACUCUCAGAUGGAACAGUCACAUUUAACCUUCAGCACUUUCUCAGCGUGAAUAUGCACAGGGAGAUUUUUGUCUGCAUAGGAUUGCAUGAAGGGGAUAAAUCCUGGAAAAGCAGUCACAUGCUAUGGCCCUGGGGAUCCUGCGAGGAACUGGUUCCUAAAAACAUGGUUUUUAACGCAGAAGAAUGGAUUAAUCUUACAAGAAAUCUAUAUAACUGGACUGAAGAACAUGGAAGGUUUGAUCCUUCUACCUGGGAUGCCAUUGCAAACGAAGAGAUGUGGGAAGCAAGAACAAAAACCGCUUUCUUCAUCUUUGAACUAGCAGAAACUGCUCGUGUGUCUCCUGAUGUCAGAAAUCAGCUUCAUUUCUAUGCUUACAAGUUGUACAAAGAAGUUAUAAGCGCGCAUGAUAAUCAUCCCGUUAACUGGCACAAAAACUAUGCGAUUGCCUGCGAACGAAUGUUACGCCUACAAAGAGCAGAUAUCGACCAUGAAAUUCUUCUUAGGGACACAAUCAAACACUUUGAUGCGUAUUCAAAAAUAGCAGAGGAAGACAAUCAAAGAGAUGCUAUAUUGCAUGCUGUGAAAUACCUGAAAGAUCAACUCCUUGAACUCAGGAAAUUGAAAAGAAGUUUGAAAAAUAACAAAUCCUAGUAUUUCAUUUAUUUUUCUCAAAAAUUUGGUGGAUACCUUUCCACGAAAUUGUAUAUACCUCAAAAUGAUCUAGCUUUGUUGUCGGUGACAUUAUGCCAAACUGGGUCUUGAACAAAAUACCUUAAAAUGUACACACUGUUUAUUGAUCAUGUUUACUUUCCUUGAAUCAGUUAACCCCUAAGGGCCAAUGAUGAUCUUUGCUGUCAUAACCGUCUGGUCUUGAAGGAUCCUAUCUCAAAAUAAAAUGUCCCACUCAUUUUGUGGCUUCUAUGCUGUAUGGAGCUGGUAUGUUACAUUUAAGGUCAACAAAGGCCAUCAAAAAACAGAUUGUGAUAACGAUAAAGAACAUUACAUGGGAUUAAACAUGGCUUCUUUUGAAUGUGUUUUUUUUUUUAUAAUAAAAUUUGUUUCGGUUUAUUUGUAAUACAAAAAGAGAAUAAACUACACUGUUAUUGUUUCGUUUAUUUUA
Messenger RNA from Pelobates fuscus (common spadefoot toad), 2743 nucleotides. RefSeq names its product transmembrane protein 260 (gene TMEM260). The transcript has 17 exons. The record is from RefSeq and is a predicted model, not a curated record. Bases 133 to 2274 code for a protein of 713 amino acids. NCBI's taxonomy places the organism in Eukaryota, Metazoa, Chordata, Amphibia, Anura, Pelobatidae.